This is a messenger RNA of Poecilia latipinna (sailfin molly), 3719 nucleotides long. It is a transcript of the gene rxfp2a, whose product is annotated as relaxin family peptide receptor 2a. Gene Ontology annotation, molecular function: G protein-coupled peptide receptor activity; protein binding. Bases 427 to 2664 code for a protein of 745 amino acids. The transcript is spliced from 20 exons. Gene Ontology annotation, biological process: adenylate cyclase-activating G protein-coupled receptor signaling pathway; hormone-mediated signaling pathway; activation of adenylate cyclase activity. NCBI's taxonomy places the organism in Eukaryota, Metazoa, Chordata, Actinopteri, Cyprinodontiformes, Poeciliidae. Gene Ontology annotation, cellular component: plasma membrane. The record is from RefSeq and is a predicted model, not a curated record.
UUUGAAAAAACACGAGCUCUGUGUUUAAACGAAAUAGAUUAGGUCAAACCUGGUGCUUUGUGCAGUGAGAUACAGACUGCGUGUGUGGGAGAAAGAGAGAGAGAGGACGAGAGAACGCGAGUCUGCUCUGAGCUCUUUGUUUUUUUUUUUUUUUUUACGGAUGACAGGAUGUUGCUGUCUUUAAGCACAGAUUCGCUUCGUCUCUGCUCGGAUUCAAUUUAUUCCUCAAGUUACUGAGCGCUAAAUGUUGGCUUCGUUGAGACGCAGCAGAAUAUUGUUGUUUUUCUUAUUGGGACGGAACGGGACUUUCUGAUUCGCCCUUUAUUGUGGUUGUGUUUUAUUUAUUUAUUUGUUCUUCUUAAGGAGGAGAAUAUAUCCUUUGAAUCGGACCUGGGCGUUUCAGAAGAGAAACUUCGGAGGUGCAGGAUGGACAUACCUGUAAUCUUUUUGCUCAUCCACCUGACCCAGACUCAGAUUAAAGCUCUGGUGGCAAGCACUUCGGAGAAAGAGGCAAGAUGCCCCCUUGGCCAGUUUCCCUGUGGCAACAUGAGUCAAUGUCUCCCUCAAGCUUUGCAGUGUAACGGACACAAAGACUGUCCCAAUGGAGCGGAUGAAUGGCGCUGUGGUGAUAACAUCGGUUUGGCAGACUUCAUCGGAGAAACCCUUCAGAACCGACCAACGAUUUCUUCUUUUCUCAAUGAAUGCUUUUUGCAGGAGUACCCAGAAAGUUGUGACUGCAUCCAAACAGACGUCAGGUGUGUGGAGGUCAACCUCGAGGAGGUUCCCCUGGUUUCACCAAAUGUUACGUGGCUGUCACUGAGGAGCAACAAGAUCCAAAUUCUGGACGACUUUGUUUUCUCUGAAUACUCUGCACUGGAGAGAUUAUUUCUACAAAACAACAGCCUCCAGUUCAUAUCAAAACACGCCUUCAGUGGACUGUACAGUCUUAAGAAGCUGUUUCUCAGCAACAACUUAAUAUCCUCCCUCAGUCCUGGCGUGUUCAAGGAUCUGAGUCAGUUAGAAUGGCUGAUGUUGGAUCAUAACCCACUUAGCAGUUUGACUCAUGAGACGUUCUUCGGACUUCGUUCGCUCGUAUUUCUAUCAAUGGUGCACACCUCACUGCAGCAGCUUCCUCAUCCCAGCUUCUGUCAACACAUGCCUGCCCUGGACUGGCUAGAUCUCGAGGGAAACCAGAUUCAGACUCUCAACUAUUCCAUCUUAAAAACAUGCAGCAAACUUGAAGUCCUAUUACUAAUGGACAACAGAAUCACGAGAAUCCCCGAAGACACAUUUCAGUCUCUGUGGAAGCUUGGGGAACUAAAUCUUUCUGGUAAUAGAAUCAAUGAGCUGCCAAAGAACACGUUCAAGAACCUCUCCAAGUCCCUCCUGAAACUAAAUAUAUCCUACAAUCCCCUUCUCCGCAUUCAUCCGAGUCACUUCAACCACCUGACCCAGCUUCAGUCUCUGGCUCUGGAAGGUAUCGAGAUACCAGAUAUUCAGACUAAAAUGUUUCUUCCCAUGAAGAACCUUUCACACAUCUACUUUAAGAAAUUCCAGUACUGCUCCUAUGCUCCUCAUGUGAGAUCGUGCAAGCCCAACACAGAUGGCAUCUCUUCAUUUGAGGACCUGCUGGCAAACAUGGUGCUGCGGGUGUCUGUUUGGGUCAUGGCUUUCAUUACCUGUUUUGGGAAUCUCUUAGUCAUCGGUAUGAGAUCACUGAUCCGUGCAGAAAACAAUCUACAUGCUGCCUGCAUCAAAGUCCUCUGCUGUGCAGACUGCCUGAUGGGGGUGUACUUGUUUUUCGUUGGCGUGUUUGAUGUGAAGUUCCGGGGACAGUACAAUCGAAACGCCCUGCUGUGGAUGGAGAGUGUGGAGUGUCGCACCAUUGGCUUUCUAGCCAUGCUCUCCUCAGAGGUAUCUGUUCUCCUCCUGACGUACUUGACUCUGGAGAAGUUCCUGGUUAUUGUGUUCCCUUUCAGCAAUUUGCGCCCAGGAAAACUUCAGACUGGGGUGAUCCUGUCGUCUAUCUGGCUGAUGGGCUUCAUCAUUGCUGCGGUGCCACUUAUGAACGAAGACGUCUUUGGGAACUACUACGGACGCAACGGAGUCUGCUUUCCUCUACACUCUGACAGGCAAGAGAAACCUACAAGCAAAGGAUAUUCAACUGGGAUAUUUCUAGGUCUAAAUCUGGUGGCGUUCCUUGUGAUCGUCUUCUCCUACUCCAGCAUGUUCUAUUCCAUCUACAAAACUGGAAUCAAUGCGACUGACCUGCGGAGCAGACUGCACAGAGACGUGGCAGUGGCCAACAGAUUUUUCUUUAUAGUGUUCUCUGACGCCCUCUGCUGGAUUCCCAUAUUUUUAGUGAAGAUUCUCUCGCUGCUGGAAGUGGAGAUACCAGACACGAUCUCCAGCUGGGUUGUCAUUUUCAUCCUUCCAAUCAACAGUGCCUUGAACCCCAUCCUGUACACUCUGACAACCAGCUUCUUCAGAGAGCAGGUGGAGCUCUUGCUCUGUCGCUGGCAGAGAAGACACACCCUGAAGAAAGACCGCAAAAGCCUCACUUCCUCCACCAUCUUCGUGGAGACGGCGCGGCCGCAGUGCUACCAGCCGCCUGCCUUCCUCCAGCAGCUGUCGCUGGUCGAAGCGGACCCUCGCUAUGCCUAACAGGACUUUUUUUUCUUUUUUUUUAAACUGCCAUUUUUAUAAACUGUGGGUCAUAGGCCAAUUUUAUUGCCACAUUUUUAAGCUCUUACAUGACAGCAGCACUGUUUUUAACACUCCCAGGAGGAAAAAAAAAUGUUACAAUCACUGUGCUGAUUCAUCAUGCUCUGACAUUUUUUUUUUUUUAAUGUCUUGUGUUUUUUGUCGAUUGUGCACAAAGGCAGCACCUUCAGCUUACUGUUAUAAAUGUCUUACUCAGAGCCUCCUUAGCAUGAGCAUGAGGAGCCAAGGCUUACACCACCAAUGUUGCAUCUUGGAGGAGUUUCUGUGUUGUUUAAGCUGCAGCUUCCACCAUACGUUCUACGAAAAGGUCUAACACGUAGAUUACAUCCCACACUCGUGACACCUGUUGAUACUUCAGUGUCAUCUGAUUGAAUUUAUGGGAGAUGUGCAAAAGCAGAUAUCACUUUUAUCUCAGUCACAUACACUGUUAUCCAUGGAGAGACUGACCAACUGUUACACAAUUAUCUGGAAGCUGAACUGAGUUCAAUCAGAAAUGGACAAACAGAUAACGAACAAAAGGACUUUUGCUUUUUUUUAAGAUGUAGCACUCAGACGUAUUUUGAUUAUAAAAUUACAAAUCAGCUUUUGCAUUAUGUAGUCAUUUACCGUGCACAAAGUUAAUGCAUGUAUGAAAAUGCCAAAAAGAAAAAGAAAAGAGAAACAAACGUUUGGGUUAAUUUUUGAAUCUGAGAGAUUUAGUCUUUCUGUUUCAAUCCAUUUCUUCUGUAAUUCCUUUUCCUCUUGUCCUUGGGUUUAGAGGGCUUUUCAGUUUUACUAAAUAAAGUUGUAUAUAUAUAAAUUAGAAUACCAGAUAAGUUAGUUUAAUUAAUUCAGUUUAGAAAUUAAAACUCAAUCUUCACAUACAUUUAUUACAGACACUCUGUAUAUUCUAUACAGUUUUGUCUUUGACUACAUACUAUACUUUAAUUUUUUUUAUAACUGAUGAUUAUGACUUUCAUGAUCAUAAGUAAAAAAAUUCAAAAUGCAGUUUCUCC